Fulvia fulva is the source of this 1503-nucleotide messenger RNA. RefSeq lists its product as uncharacterized. The record is from RefSeq and is a predicted model, not a curated record. The transcript is spliced from 7 exons. Gene Ontology annotation, cellular component: membrane. Lineage: Eukaryota; Fungi; Ascomycota; Dothideomycetes; Mycosphaerellales; Mycosphaerellaceae. Gene Ontology annotation, molecular function: transmembrane transporter activity. Gene Ontology annotation, biological process: transmembrane transport. The coding region runs from base 1 to 1503 and encodes 500 amino acids.
AUGGAGAAACAUCAAAUUGACAAGAGCGAUGGCGCGCCGAGCCCCACCAGCGACGAGAAGAACCUCGAACACGCUAUAUUGUUCGGCGAUCUGCACGACCCAGAUGCUGGAAAGAGCGAAGAAGAGAGAGCAGAAAUCGACAAAAAGCUGCUCCGCAAACUCGAUCGCAAGCUGGUCCCAUGGCCAACACUCCUCUACCUCGUGUCCUUCCUCGAUCGUACGAACGUCGGCAAUGCGAAGAUCGAUGGCUUGAUCACAGACUUGAAGACGACGGACGGGCAAUACCAGGCCGCGCUUUCGCUCUUCUUCGUUUCGUACGCUGGCUUCGAACCACUUACUUACCAACAUUCUGCUGAAGCACCUAUCAUCAUGGUCCUUUGGGGCAUUGUCAUGACUUGCAUGGGCUUGGUCACCAACUUUUCCGGCCUUGCAGCGGCGCGCUUGUUCUUGGGUGUUGCUGAAGCCGGCCUAUUUCCCGGCGUCACCUACUACCUCAGCUGCUGGUACAAACGCAGUGAAUUCGGCAUCCGUACAGCAAUCUUCUUCUCGGCUGCCGCCGUUGCAGGCUCGUUCGGUGGUCUUCUUGCUGCCGGCAUCGCGCAAAUGCGAGGCGUAGGCGGAAAGCCUGGAUGGGCAUGGAUCUUCAUCCUGGAAGGUCUCGCCACGGUUCUGAUUGGGGUUGCGAGUUACUGGAUGAUCGAAGAUUUCCCUGAUGACGCCAAGUCCCUCUCGCCGGACGAUCGCGCUCGCGUGCUGAGACGGUUGAAAGCUGAUGGCCAAGCCAGUGCCGAGAAGGAGAACUUCAAAAUGGCCUAUCUCUGGGAGUCUGUCAAGGACUGGAAGACAUGGGCCUUUGCCAUCAUCUAUAUGGGCUGCGAUGGGCCACUUUACGCUUUCAGUCUGUUCCUUCCGACUAUCAUCAGGACUGCCAACCCUGGAGUCACUAGCACUCGAGCAAAUCUGCUAUCAGUUCCGCCUUACGCAGCUGGAGCCCUUCUGACCAUCUUCAUCGGCUGGUACGCCGACAGAUCGCGACGACGAGGCUGGUGUAACAUUGGCGUCUCUUUCUUUGGCAUAGCUGGCUUUGCAAUGCUGCUCGGGUCCCAAGACCCUUGGGUCAAGUACGCUAGUACCUUCCUUGGUGCGCUUGGAAUCUACCCCUGCAUCGCCAACACUAUCUCGUGGGCUGCGAACAAUGUCGAAGGCGUCUACAACAGAGGUGUUACUCUGGGCUUUGUUAUUGGCUGGGGUAAUCUCAAUGGCAUUGUGUCGAGUAACUUGUACCCAACCUCGGCUGGCUCUCACUACUCGUAUGGACACGGUGUAGUGCUGGCUUAUCUGACCUUGUUCUUGCUAGGUGGCAGUGUCGUGACCCAUUUCGCACUGGAGGUCGAGAACAGGAAAAGGCUUGCGGGCAAGAGAGAUCACUGGAUUGAAGGCAGAACUGAGGAAGAGAUCAGGAUCAAGGGCGAUAAAGUACCAGACUUUAUUUACGUUACGUGA